AUGGGAGAUUUCACUGACAUUAAAACACCUGCAAAGGUUGCAGCAAGAUUUGGACAAUGCUUAACAAGUACAACUCCAUCAAUUGAAAUUACUAAAGAUAUUGAACCAGUUGAAGAUAUUGAAAGAAAUGGAUUCACUUUUACAGAUGGUAUUGGAAAGAUAAGUGAAGAAAUGAUGCAACGAGUAAAGGAAAAGCUUCAAUUAGGAGAAUCAUUACUAUCAGCUAUUCAAUUUAGAUGUGGAGGAGGAAAGGGAGUAUUAGCAAUAGAUCCAACUUUAAAAGGAGAACAAAUAGUUUUCAGAAAGAGUCAAUUCAAAUUUACCUCAAUACAGAAACAAUUGGAAAUUGUGGAUUACUCAAAGAGGAGAAGUGGAUUUUUGAAUAGACAAUUCAUAACAAUUUUGACAGCACUUGGAAUUAAGGAUGAAAUAUUCAUGACAAAACAGAGAGAAAUGAUACGUUCCAUUCUUAGUAUAACAGACGAUGUCUCAAAGGCCUAUGAAUGGCUGUCGAUUUACCAUUCCAACCAUACAAGGACAUUUAUUUGCCAUGUUCUUAAAUAUGUACCAGAAAUUGCAACAUCAGAAAAUUUUAUCAUGAAUAUGUUGAGUUCAUAUAAGGAACAAUUAUUGAAAGGAUUACGAGACAAGACUAAAAUAUAUAUUGAGAAAUCAGCGUAUUUAAUGGGAGCCAUUGAUGAGUAUGGAGUUUUGGAGGAAAAUGAAAUCUUUGUUAAUUUAUCACCUAUCUUUCAUAGACCUAAUGCUGAAUUUGGAGUAGUUAAGGGAAGAUGUAUUGUUGGAAAGAACCCUUCUCUACAUAAAGGUGAUUUGAGAAUAGUAACAGCAGUCGAUCGUCCAGAACUUUACCAUUUAAAUGAUGUUGUGGUAUUUUCUAAGAAAGGAAAAAGGCCAAUAACAAACAUGAUAACAGGCUCAGAUCUUGAUGGUGAUCAAUUUUUUGUCUAUUGGGAUCCAGACUUGAUUCCUGAAUCAGAUUCUGAACCAAUGGACUAUUCAGUUGGAGCUGUAGCCAAACCAACAAACAAAAAAGACGAGGAGGAAGAAGAAUACAAGAUUAAGCAAGAUGAUAUUAUAGACUUUUUCAUAGAGUUUAUUACGAGAAAUAAUCUUGGAUUGAUUGCCAAUACUCAUUUGGCUAAUUCUGAUUUUAGAAAAAAUGGUUUAACAUCGAAGGAAUGUUUAACACUUUGUGAGCUUCACUCAACAGCUGUAGACAGUGCCAAGAGUGGUAAAUUUGCAAUCAUUCCAUCAAAGGUCAAAUUAUAUGAAUAUCCACACUUUAUGAUUUCUUCUAUGAAAAGAAAGUACAAGUCUAAAAAAGUGCUUGGAAAACUAUUUGAUGAAACACAAUUCAAACAUGAAACACCAGGAAAAUGCAACAAAAAGCACAAUUCAUUACUCAUUGUUGACGGAUUUGACAAGUACUUGAAGGAAAUAGAGCCACAUUAUUACAAUUACAGUAGAUUUGUCAACUCGGAUAUGGUAAAGUAUGGCGUUGAGGACGAAUCACAAAUUAUUUCAGGUUGGAUUAAUACCAAUAUCAAAUGCUUUGGACAUAAGGAACAUGAUAUUCACGAAACCAUUGCAAUCACCAUUUCAUUCUACCUGAAACAUUUUAGGAAUGUUUUCGAAGAGAUGGUAAGGAAAUAUGGGGAGAGUGAGCGAUUGGCAAUUGCCUCUGCCUGGUAUUACAUUACUCAUACAGAGAAAAAUCAGUUCAAUAUUUUCAGUUUUGGGUGGAUAAACUUUAAGGAACUGGUAAUGAUUGCUACGAAAGAGAAGGAAAUUAGAGUGGAUUCGGAUGAAGAAAUUCAAAAUCUUGAAGAAAAUAGUGAAGGAGAAUAUGAUGAGAAUUAUAAUGAUGAUGAUGACUUGUAUGACUUGACUGGAGAUGAAUCAGAAGUAGAAUCAACAUGUUCAGAAGUGGAUUCAUGGACAGAAGGAAUGGAUAAUUCUUAUUUCUAUUAG
Messenger RNA from Naegleria gruberi, 1992 nucleotides. Its product is annotated as RNA-directed RNA polymerase. Lineage: Eukaryota; Heterolobosea; Eutetramitea; Acrasida; Naegleriidae. The record is from RefSeq and is a predicted model, not a curated record. The transcript has a single exon. Gene Ontology annotation, molecular function: RNA-directed RNA polymerase activity. Gene Ontology annotation, biological process: siRNA processing. Gene Ontology annotation, cellular component: nuclear RNA-directed RNA polymerase complex. The coding region runs from base 1 to 1992 and encodes 663 amino acids.